Messenger RNA from Ciona intestinalis (vase tunicate), 1236 nucleotides. RefSeq names its product CMP-sialic acid transporter-like. Gene Ontology annotation, cellular component: Golgi membrane. Gene Ontology annotation, biological process: pyrimidine nucleotide-sugar transmembrane transport. Gene Ontology annotation, molecular function: pyrimidine nucleotide-sugar transmembrane transporter activity. The record is from RefSeq and is a predicted model, not a curated record. NCBI's taxonomy places the organism in Eukaryota, Metazoa, Chordata, Ascidiacea, Phlebobranchia, Cionidae.
AGGUUUAGAUUGAUUUGCAAGUAUGCUGUGUUAAAGGAAAAGGUAUUUAAACUGUAUUACACUCGUCAAGUCGGACGAUGGCAACAACAACAUUGCCCAAAAAGCUUGUACUUUUAGCAGUCCUAUCGCUAACUGGCUCGGUUUAUGCCGUGUUGGUUAGAUACUCAAAAGUGACAGCAAAACUUACGUAUGUAUCAUCAACGGUGGUAGCAAUGCAGGAGUUGCUUAAAAUGGUGGUGACGAUCUUCGUGUUAUUGGUCGAAAGCGGGGGACCGACUUCCACUAUAAAUGUGCUGAACCACCACGUAAUCCGUGCACCACUAGACACUUCCAAACUCGCUAUACCAUCUUGUUUAUACGCUGUACAAAACAACAUGUUCUUUCUAUCUUUGAGCAACAUGGAUGCCCCUACACAACAGGUUUUACUGCAAUUGAAAAUCCCGUUCACUGCUAUGUUAUGCGUUAUCUUGCUUGGUCGAUCCCUUUCUAUGCAACAGUGGUUGUCAGUUCUGCUUAUGUUUUUUGGUACUGGUCUCAUAGAGUAUUACUCCACUACCAACACCAUGUUUGGGCAUAAAGACAAACGGGCAGUUCAAACCGGUUCAAACGAGAACUUCUUCCUCGGUCUAUUUGCAGUUGUGCUUGGUUCCCUAUGUUCUGCUAUUGCCGGUGUUUACUUUGAAAAAAUAAUAAAAUCAAACGAAACAUCAUUAUGGGUGAGGAACUUCCAGAUGUACAUUUGGUCAGUGCCAAUGUCGUUCAUCGGUGCCUUUAUGAACGACAGCCACAAAAUCCAGGAAAACGGGUUCUUUUCUGGAUACAACAGACUUGUGUGGAUUCUUAUUUUUCUAUCCGCAUUCUCAGGUCUUUUGAUAUCAAUUGUUCUUCUUUAUUCCAACAACAUCACCAAAUGUUUCGCUGCUUCGCUUUCAAUUGUUAUAUCUACUGUAGUAUCUUACUAUCUCUUCAACUAUCAUAUUGGUUGGUAUUUCAUCGUUGGUUCUACACUGGUGUGUUGUUCUAUUUUCCUUUACGUCAUAAAGUGCCAGCCUUCUCCAAAGAAAAUGGAAACAGAACAUUCACCAGCGUGACGUCAGACGUCGUGACGUCAAUAAUUUCCUUUUUUUUAAUAUUCUUGCGCGCAGUGUUUAUUUGAAGACGUGACGUCACUUCGUUGAUCGACAAACGCGAAACAUCUUUGUUUUAUUAAUUUCAAAAUAAAUAUGACGUCACUAU